This is a messenger RNA of Leptosomus discolor (cuckoo roller), 2535 nucleotides long. The record is from RefSeq and is a predicted model, not a curated record. NCBI's taxonomy places the organism in Eukaryota, Metazoa, Chordata, Aves, Leptosomiformes, Leptosomidae.
AUGGAGGAGAGACUGUUUCUUGCAUUGAUCGUCUUUUCCUCGCUCACAGUAUUAGCAGAAACUAUUGCUGAAAAGCAUCCUAUUGAAAUCUACAGCCUCCAUGUGGACUGCAAGAUCACAUCACGGUUUGCUCACACAGUCAUCAUCAGCAAAAUUGUCAACCGAGAUAAUGAGUCCAGAGAGGCAACAUUUGAAGUGGAGUUACCCAAGACGGCGUUCCUCACCAACUUCUCCAUGUCCAUCGAUGAUAAAGUAUACCCAGGAAUAAUAAAGGAGAGAGCUUCUGCUCAAAAGGAAUAUGACACUGCGGUCUCACGUGGGCAGAGCGCUAGCCUCGUCAAAAUCACAGGCAGAAAACUGGAGCAGUUUCAUGUGUCUGUCAGCAUUGCAGCCGCCAGCAAAGUCACUUUUGAGCUGAGGUAUGAGGAGCUGUUGAAGCGGCAGCUGGGGAAGUUCGAGCUGCUGAUCAAGCUCCGACCGAAGCAGCUUGUUAAGCACUUCCAGAUUGAUGUGCACAUCUUCGAGCCCCAAGGCAUACGCUUCUUGGAGACAGACAGCACGUUUAUGACAAAUGAGUUAAGUGAGGCGCUCACAAAAGUGCAGAAUGAAACCAAGGCUCAUAUUUUAUUUAAGCCAACUGUAGAUCAACAGAAGGUAAAUCCUGAACUUGAGGAAACCCUCCUCAAUGGUGAUUUUGUUGUACGUUAUGAUGUUGAGAGAGGUGCCGCUGCAGGUGAUAUAGAGAUUGUCAAUGGGUAUUUUGUGCAUUACUUUGCACCCCAUGAAAUGCCAGUGUUUCCCAAAAAUGUCAUCUUCGUUAUAGAUCGAAGUGGCUCCAUGGCAGGCAGAAAAAUUGAACAGACAAGGCAUGCCCUGUUGAAAAUUUUGCAAGACCUCCGCCCCGAAGAUCGUUUCAGCUUUAUCACCUUUAACAGCAAAGUGGUGGAGUGGAAGAGCUCUCUGCUGCAAGCCGCUGCAGAGAACGUGGCAAGUGCUGCAGGAUUCGUGCAAACUCUUUCUGCUAGUGGAGGCACAGAUAUUAAUCGUGCCCUGCUGACUGCUGUAAGCAUGCUGGAUAAAGCCGAGAGGCUGCCAGAACGGAGUGUCUCCAUGAUUAUUUUGCUGACAGACGGCCAGCCCACUUCUGGUGAGAGAAAUGUGGAACUAAUUCAAGAAAACAUUCAGAAAGCAGUCAAUGGGAAAUAUGCUCUUUUCUGCCUUGGCUUUGGGUUUGAUGUCAGUUAUAAGUUCCUGGAGAAAAUGUCCCUAAGCAAUGGGGGAAUAGCACGUCGUAUAUAUGAAAAUGCUGAUGCAUCCUUGCAGCUCCAGGGCUUUUAUCAAGAGGUGGCUACCCCAAUAUUGAUGCAAAUCGAAAUGCAGUAUCCAGAAAAUGCCGUUGAGGGGUUAACCAAGAACAAUUUCAAGCUGUUUUUUGAAGGAUCUGAAAUUGUAGUAUCUGGAAAAAUUAGCAAUGAUCUUGAUCUUUUGCCAGUAGAAAUUAAAGCUCAGUCACAUGCUAGUGACUUGACUCUUAAAGAAGAAGCAAAGGUCAAAGAGAAGGAGCAAGUGUUUCAAAAUCAAAGUUACAUCUUUGGAAAUUUCAUAGAGAGACUGUGGGCUUACUUAACCAUUCAACAGCUUCUGGAAAAAUCUAUUUCAGCACAAGAAGGGGACCAGAAAACCCUGGAGGCGCAAGUCUUAGAGCUGUCUCUGAGGUACAGCUUUGUUACUCCCCUCACUUCCAUGGUGGUCACCAAACCCUCUGGCCAGCAGCAGAUGGAGCUGGCGAACAAACCCACCGAAGCUGAUAAUGAGAAGCCCAGCAGUUUUCCAGUAAGAGAUGCUUAUAGACUGAGGACUGGAUCACCUUCUGUUGUCAGGCUAAGAGACAAAAUGAGAGCACAACCUCUUGCCAACGAGUAUCCACAGCUUCUCUUGCAAUUACCCAAACAAAAUGAAAUACUCUGUUUAAAUACUGAUGGAAAAGCACAUCCCUCUGGCCACCUGCUGUCAGAUCCAGAGCAAGGACUCACUGUGACGGGGAAACUUGGGGACAGAAUAAAUCACUUUGUGCGGUUUGAAAUUAACUAUGUGAAUCCCCCUGUGCAAAUCCAUGUCUCCACCCAUGAGAUCAUCCUAAGGCACAAUAACGAGAGCACUCAGCUUCCAUGGAUGGAGUCAGCCACAUCCACUGUCCAGAGGCUGAGAGUCUCAGUUGAAAAGGAAAGGAGUGUUACAGCAUCAUUGUCUGAUACAGUCACAGUGAAAAUUUCCCUUGUAAAGUUUCCAGAUGAUUUCCUUGGGCUGUAUUUCUUGAACACCAACCAUUUUUCUGACAAAGUCAGUGGAGUUCUGGGUCAAUUUUAUUCAAAAGCACAAUUUGAGAAUAAUUCCAACAUCAAUUGGAGAGAUGAUGAAAGACUCCUGAAUGUUUCUGGAUCUGAGCACAGAGUUACCAGGCAAUACAAGAAAGAUUACAGGCUUGAAUCAGCCAGUGAUCCUGUUUCCUGCUGGUCGAUAGAUCUAACUCCCUAG